Lemur catta (Ring-tailed lemur) is the source of this 3046-nucleotide messenger RNA. It is a transcript of the gene ZSCAN32, whose product is annotated as zinc finger and SCAN domain containing 32. Gene Ontology annotation, biological process: regulation of transcription by RNA polymerase II. The record is from RefSeq and is a predicted model, not a curated record. The transcript is spliced from 6 exons. Gene Ontology annotation, cellular component: nucleus. NCBI's taxonomy places the organism in Eukaryota, Metazoa, Chordata, Mammalia, Primates, Lemuridae. Gene Ontology annotation, molecular function: RNA polymerase II cis-regulatory region sequence-specific DNA binding; DNA-binding transcription activator activity, RNA polymerase II-specific. The coding region runs from base 481 to 2664 and encodes 727 amino acids.
UCCCCGCCCCAACCGAGCGGGCACAGGGCGGCUCCCGCCCCCUGAGCCUGGGCGCCCUGAUGGACGCGCCUGGACCCUGCUCAUCUAGCCCCGACCUGCCCACCCCCUACUCCUCGUCUGCAGUGCCUAACCUAGCGCUGAAGUCUUAAGUACUCAGUAAAUACUUGCCGAGUGAAAAAUGAAUCAGCCGUGCUCCCCAUGUUCAUUCCGCAUUUCUCCGAGUGCUUGAGCCAUCUCUAGAGUGAAAGAAAUUUUGGAGAGACCGGCAUUUUAAAAUUUAAUGAUGAAUGGGAUGCAAGGGGUCAGGAGGAGUGCAGGAUCCACCUUCUGCAUGAAACUAGAAGAGCACUUAUUAAAUUAUUCUGCAGCCAGAAAGACACUCCUUGCAAGAGAACAUGACUUCCCAGUGGUAAGGGAAGAGAGGGAAUCUGGUUCCCAGAGUAGAAGUGGCAACCAGAGUGAGCCAGUUCGUUGAAGCAAAUGAUGGCUGCAGCAAGGAGUCCGCAAGUACACUCAUCCUCAAACAAGGACUCCACACAGGGCCAGAAAUCGGCCCUUCAGGGCAACAGCCCUGACUGGGAGGCCUCCCGCCAGCGCUUCAGGCAAUUCUGCUACCAGGAGGUAGCUGGCCCUCAUGAAGCUUUUAGCAGACUCUGGGAACUCUGUUGUCAGUGGCUGAGGCCUAAGACACACUCGAAAGAGCAAAUCUUGGAGCUGCUGGUUUUGGAGCAAUUUCUGACUAUCUUGCCAGAGGAGAUCCAAAUCUGGGUGAGGGAGCAGAGUCCAGAAAAUGGUGAGGAAGCUGUGGCUCUGGUUGAGGAUGUACAAAGAGCUCCUGAACAGGUCUCAAGUUCUGAGAAGGACUUGAAAGUGCUGUUGGAGGAGAUGGCCCCGUUGGGAGCCGCCAGAGAGUCACUGAGAUCCCAGUGGAAACAGGCGGUUCAGCCAGAGGAGCGGACUCUGAAGGGAUCACAGAGCUCACACCAAAGUCCAGGGGAGCAGUCGGAAGCUUGGCUUGCGCCUCAAGUUCCUAGGAAUCUGCCCGAAAAGAAGGGUCUCCGAGCCCAGGAGACAGGGUUUCCCAUUCACGAUCCAAAUGUUGGCUCUGGGCUGGAUCAAAGAGAACACACAGGGACCCCAGAUUUUCAGGGCUGCAGAGUGAGGAAAAGGUCUGAGAGUUCCACAAGUAAGACUGGAGUGGAAGCCCGUGAGAAAUCAGCAAAGGGGGAAGAAGAAAUCAGGGGUGAUGCAAAACAGCUGGACUCAGCAAAUGAGAAAGUGACAGGUGUAUGCUGGGCUUCUGAGGGAACUAGGACUUUCCUUUCUAUUCUCAGUGAGUCUCGGUUUUAUGAAAAGCUCCAGACGCAGCAGCACAGCGGCCAGCUGUAUGGGGAAGUUGCUGAGCUCUUGUGGGAACAAGGUUUCCACCGGGCUCUGGAGCAGUGUCAAACCAAGUUCAGAAGCCUCCAGGCCAGUUACCAUCCAGGGAGGCAAGGCUGCAGCCCAGAGCCCUGUGCCUUCCAAGAGGAGAUAGAAGCUCUGCUGGCCUCCCAGGGGCCCACCAGUUCUCCCAGGAGCUUGGCAGACAGAGCUGUUGAGGCCAAAGGGCCAGGCCAGGGCCCAGAGGCUCAGAAAAAGGUGGAGGAUGAGGACACAGUAGAGGACUCAAACAGCUGCAAAACCAACGGCAAGCAGGCAGUCCAGGCAGCUGGGAGCCCCCGCAGCUACAGCCUGCUCCAGAGCCACUUGGGUUUUGAAAGCAAGAAUGGGAUUAAAAAAGAAAAUCCGAAAUGGGAUGAUUCAGAGGAAGUAGAAAUGAAUAAGGCUUUACACAGAAAGUCUACUGGAGAAACUUUUUGGCACUCUGAGCUAAAAAAAGUCUGGGAGAGUAAGCCAACGUCAAGAAGGCAAUAUAGAAAUUCUCCAGUGGAGAGUGAGGAAAAACCCCCAUCCCAGGACAAAGCGAGUCACCAGAGACUUUAUACUGGAGACAAAGCCUGUUCAUAUUUCCUCUGUGGGAAAAACGGCUCUCAGAGUGUGCUCUUUCCCCACAAGCCAGCCCCUGAAUCGGAAAAAGCUUCUCAGUGUCCUGAAUGCGGAAAAACCUUUAGCCGAGGUUCUUAUCUUGUUCGGCAUCAGAGAAUCCACACAGGCGAGAAGCCUCACAAGUGCAAUGAAUGCGGGAAAGGCUUUAGUGAGCGUUCCAACCUCACUGCCCAUCUACGAACUCACACAGGGGAGAGGCCCUACCAGUGUGGGCAGUGUGGGAAAAGCUUCAACCAGAGCUCCAGCCUCAUUGUCCACCAGAGGACCCACACGGGGGAGAAGCCUUAUCGGUGCACUGUUUGUGGAAAGAGAUUCAACAACAGUUCCCAAUUCAGCUCUCACCGGCGCAUCCACACUGGGGAGAGGCCCUGUAAGUGUGCAGAGUGUGGGAAAAGCUUCAACAACAGCUCCCACUUCAGUGCCCACCAGAAAACCCACACUGGGGAAAAGCCUUACAAGUGUUCUCAGUGUGAGAAAAGCUUUACUAAGAACUCUGCCCUCACCUGGCAUCAGGCAGUACACAUAAAACAUAACUCCCAUCCUUGGAAGGGAGAGGUGUGUUACAAGUAUGUAGGAAACCUGAGAGAUCAAUUCCUUAGGUCAAUGUGUGUUCCUUAGAACUUCCUCCUGCUUGUGGAGAGAUAUAGACAAUCCCUGGCUUAGUAACUAAACUUACUGACAACUGGAUCUUAAGAACCAUGUCCAAGAACAGGAAUCAGCAUAGGGGUGCUGACCUCUUCUUCUGGCUCUGCCUGUGACUUCAGAGUCCUGUCUUAGUAUGACUUAAAGUUUUCUCUGAUGGGGAGAGAGCUGUAGGAUCUGUAAGUUCUGCCAGAAAACCAGGGUCCAAACACUGUUCCAAACACUGUUUACAGCAAGCAUAACAUCUAGGUUAAUCUUUGUAAGAUCUCACUUUACCGUCACCCAUACCUUAGUUCCUGAUUGUCUCUUACAGUAAAUGGUUUAUACACAGUACUAUUUCUGAUAAAAAUAAAGGUGU